AUGUUGUUGCUCAGCAAAAGAGCCAACUGCCAAGUCGGAGGUUUUGCUUUGACAUCCGUAGCAUGGGUCCUCUGCAGCAUCUCCACAGGCGUCCCACAGUGGCGAGUGUGGUACUUAAAUGAAACAAUUUUCUCUGAGCCUACCAUAGCCUUUAUAGGAAUGUGGAGAGUCUGCAUUUAUCACCAAGACAGCAAAUUUGGCAGUGCCAGAGUGUGCUAUGAAUACACCUACCAUGACAGCUUUAUCCCUUUGGAUGUUCGUAUCGUUCAACACUUGUUACUGAUCUCCAACAUGCUCGGAUUGAUUGCAACAGUUAUCAGCAUUUUUGCUCUUCGAAAGGUGUAUGCAGGGAAAGUACAGAAGAAAACCACCCACAAUCCAUUUUUCCUUUCAGCCAUUCUCAACAUCAUUGCCAGUAUCCUUGUCCUCCUUGCUGUCUUAUUCAAUUACUUCUCUGUCAUUCACAAAGCAGGAAUUACCUUCCCAGCAUCUUUCCAUUUGCCAGUAUACCCACCUAGUCAGAGAAUUGGAAUUGCUAAUAUAGUGGCCAGUCUGUGUGCUCUCAUGUUUUUAGGCAGUGGCAUCAUUUUCAUUUCUUACACUUCUCUCGUGGAAAAGCAAGUGUUUGCUGAGAUUUGA
Molecule: messenger RNA, 639 nt
Organism: Mus pahari (shrew mouse)
Lineage: Eukaryota; Metazoa; Chordata; Mammalia; Rodentia; Muridae
Product: claudin-34-like
Exons: 1
Coding region: 1-639 (212 amino acids)
Biological process (GO): bicellular tight junction assembly; cell adhesion
Cellular component (GO): bicellular tight junction; plasma membrane
Molecular function (GO): structural molecule activity
Source: RefSeq, a predicted model, not a curated record